This is a messenger RNA of Prorocentrum cordatum, 1280 nucleotides long. NCBI's taxonomy places the organism in Eukaryota, Dinophyceae, Prorocentrales, Prorocentraceae. The record is from the annotation of a GenBank genome assembly.
CAACUGCGCACGAACCGCCCAUCGACAUCGGCCUCCCCCGAAUGAAUUGGAUCCCCGGCAUUCUUUUGGGCCUCAAGUCGGCCAAAGUGGCCGCCAAGACGGCGUCUAAGACAGCCAGGAUGACACCAAGACGGUCCAAAACCACUCAAGAGGCAUCCAAGAAGCAUCUGGCCCACGGAGGCUCCCCGAGCUCUCCUGAAGCGUCGUGCCUGGAUGAGCUGGCGGGGACACGCGGAACCUCGAUCGUCCAAAUUCCUUCCUGCUGCGCUGUUGCUCAAGCGCGGCGGCGGGGCUCGCCGCAGGCAGCUGGAUAAUUCUCACGGGCCAGGGCUCCGCGAGCCUCCCGCGUGCCGCGAGUCGCCGCCCACUCAAAGAAAAAGAAGCUAACGCCGCGGCAGCUGGCGGGGCCUGGCGCCGCCCACCAGCGCGCCGGCCUACCACGGGGCGAAGAACCCGUUGCUGUUGGCGAGGACGGAGCCGAAGAAGGCGAUCGUCAUGAUGUUCACGUAGGUGUCCGGCAAGAAGUCGAUCUCGCGGUUCGCGACGGCCACCGCCGCCGGCGACUCCUUGGUCCCCUUCCCUCCCAGCGCCGCGGCGCCGGCCGCGCCCGCGGCGCCGAGGCCCGCGGCCUUGCCGCCCGCCGCGCCCGCCGCCCCCGCCGCUGCAGCCUUGGCGCCGCCGGCCGCUGCCGCGCCCGCGACCGCCUUCGCGCCGCCGGCCGCCGCCGCCGCCGCCACGGGCUCCGCGCGGAGGGCGACCUUGGAGAGCCCGGCUUCCCCGGGGAUCCCGACGAACGCCUGGUGGAGGGCGGCGCACGCCACGAGCGCGACCACGGCGCAGGGCAGGGCGACCGAACGCGUGCGGGCCAUGCUGCCGGCUCUCUCUGGCUGCGGCAGGCCGGUGCCAGAAGGGGAACUGCGCGCGGGUCCGCGGGGGGAGGGGGUCCAAUCGGAGCCAACGAGCACGGGCGGAAAACAACUCGAGCCAAAACGGCUGAUGACGGGUUAACUGACACCGCCACGGACCAGGAGCCGCCGACCUAUGGCAGUGCUCUGCUGUGCGAGGCGCCAGCAGCUGUCAACAAAGCACUGCCAUAGGUCAGCCCCCCCUGGUCUACAGCGGUGGCAAUGGAAACUAGGCCCACAAGCCGCGUCCUGCCUGCAGCGCUGACCAACAAAAAGAGCCCGAGAGCGCCAUGACAAGACCUCUGUCGACCCUAUGUUCUCGAGCCGCCGAACCCUGCAGAUCUCGACCACUUCUUGCAAGGGCCUUCUGGUUUU